Messenger RNA from Megalopta genalis, 2360 nucleotides. RefSeq lists its product as uncharacterized. Gene Ontology annotation, cellular component: nucleus. Gene Ontology annotation, molecular function: protein binding. The record is from RefSeq and is a predicted model, not a curated record. Gene Ontology annotation, biological process: regulation of transcription by RNA polymerase II. NCBI's taxonomy places the organism in Eukaryota, Metazoa, Arthropoda, Insecta, Hymenoptera, Halictidae.
UCAUGUCUAUUUUAUAAUUUGACGUAUCGCACAGAAAUGAUACUUGUCAAUAAUGUCAUACCACUGAUAUAAAAAAUAUUUCCGUUUGUUCUAUAAUAUUCAGUAAAAAAAUGAUGUCAGUGAAAUAAAAAUUUAGACAUACAUAAAUAAAUAGCACGACAAUUACCUACAUACAUAUAUCUCGAAUAAUUCAUAUGUUCGUCCAUCUUAUGCCACUCUAAACACUUUUUGAUUCGUGAAAUAUUUGUUUUGUAAACUAUAAAUUGCAAUUUUAGAAAUUGACAUGAAUUGUCUAGAAAUAGUUGAAAUGAUUCUAUAUAUUUAUUUAAAAAUUGAAAAGAGAAUAGCAUCAAUGAAAUUAAAGUGACUUUUUCUUGUCUAUGCGGAUUGCAAUUAUUAAAAUCAUAUUGUUUACAUAACGAACGAGCUGAACAUUCGGUGAAUUAUUUUCGUCAGAUCGUCGAAUUGCGUUUCAAUAAAGGUUAACUUUUUAAAUGAAUUCUAAUGUUUGUUGUUCUUAUACCGCAUAUCAGUGCAUCUUGUUAUGGUGACAGUAAUUCCUUCAUUCUUAAGGCUAUUACAUUUUAUGAAGCACCUAAUUCUGUGAUUGUUGUUUCACCUUAUAACCACAGAAUUAUGUGGUAAACACUAGUGUUUAAUUGAAGUGCAUGUAAAGAGGCGUCACUAACAUACAUGUAAGAAUGUCUGGAGAACAGUUUUCAUUAGUUUGGAAUAGCUUUCCAAGAAACUUAUCCUCUGGAUUGUAUACAUUAUUAACGGAUGAACAGCUAGUUGAUGUAACAUUGGCUGCAGAAGGUCAAAUAUUACGUGCGCAUAAGUUAAUACUAUCAGUUUGUAGUACAUAUUUCAGAGAGCUUUUUAAGGGAAAUUCCUGCAAGCAUCCAAUUGUGAUUUUAAAAGAUGUCAAUUAUCGUGAUUUGUCUGCAAUGCUUCACUUCAUGUACCAAGGUGAAGUAAACAUUAAACAAGAAGACAUAGCAAGUUUUUUGAAAGUAGCAGAAACUUUGCAGAUAAAAGGUUUAACCACAGAAUCUGACGAGAAGUUCGAAGACAGUCUUUCGAAAAGUGCAGACCAAUUGGAUCACUUAUUUAAUAUGGAAAAGAAGAGCAUUAAUUCUGAUGCAUCGGAUUCAAAUGCAUCUACUUUUGACAAACCAAAAGAAACAGUACAAAAGGAUAAAACUUGUGAGAAACAAAAUACUUCAUCGAAAGAUGAAUUACACAAUAAGGAGUUCAUAGAGAACAAUAUUACAACCAAUGAUACAUUUUGUCAGCAAGAUUGUGCUUCUGACUUAGUUUAUAAUCAGCAAGACAUGCAUAUGCCUCCAAAUAAUAGUUGCAGUAGUAUAGAGAUACAAAGAAAUGAAGAGGAACCAUUAGACUGUACAGCUGACACUAGUUACACAGAACCAUCUAAACAAGAACCAUUAGAUUAUACACUCGAUAUUGAUCCAGAAACAGUAUAUAGGACAUAUUCUAAUGAACCAUUUUUCAAACCUGAAGACAAUUUGCAUAGGAAAGAUUUUGUACCAGAUAUGCAGUUAGUUCCGUACGAUCAGAAUUCACAAACUCAAUCAUUUGGUGUGGGUAACAUGACCGGUCUUCAGAAUGAGUUCGCCUACGAGUCAGGUUGCCACAGUAAAGGUCGCCGAACAGUGAAAGGUAUUUCGAAUAAUACUUUACCAUUGGAGACAACAUUGCGUGUUGUGUCUGAGCUGGGUCCAACGCUAAGAAUGGACAGGGGCAAAGUAAUUCGAAUGUACUCGUGUCCAUGGUGUCUCCGGCAUUUCACCCGUAAAGAGAAUCUCAAACUUCAUGUCCGUUACAUUCACGGGCCGCUCGAAAGUCUGACGUGUAAACUUUGUGGUAAUAAAUACAAAAACAGCAACAGCCUGCGUGUACAUUCGUAUCUUUAUCAUAACGCCAAACGAGACAAACCUAACAAGUCACUCGAAGAUGGCGGAGUAUGAGAAUAAAGUGAAAGAAAACUGAGGAAAAGAGAGAUGACAUUAAUGUUUGUAAGGAACAUUUCAUUAUGUUAUAUAUGAGAAAAAUAUAGUAAUACAUAAAAUUGCGAUACAAUGUAAUGCUAUGACACAUUAGCACUGUUUUAUCGUGUGCUCUAGCUACUUUGUAAUAGUAGCAAAGACGAUUUCGAGAAUUAUUUAAUGCUUCUUGUUUGCAGAAUGUGCGAUUUCAAGGAUUCUGAGAAUUUAGCGAAUGUAUUAGCCUCAUUAUUAUUUAGAAUUUACAUUAGACUGUACGAGCAAUGACAUAUUUUAUAUUAUAGCAGGUUACAUCUUUUGUAAGAGUGUAAAUAUAUACAUGUAUAUUGAUAC